Messenger RNA from Meleagris gallopavo (turkey), 1119 nucleotides. The record is from RefSeq and is a predicted model, not a curated record. NCBI's taxonomy places the organism in Eukaryota, Metazoa, Chordata, Aves, Galliformes, Phasianidae.
GUUAAGGGUUUGGUCUCGCUCUGUUUUGCAGCUCUGACGUGUCUGUGCUCCGACUGCAAGCAAGCCAACUCCACCUGCGAGACGGACGGCGCCUGCAUGGUGUCUGUCUUCAACCUGGAUGGGGUGAAGCACCACGUGAGGACCUGCAUCCCCGAAGCCAAACUGAUCCCAGCUGGGAAACCCUUCUACUGCCUGAGCUCCGAGGAUCUGCGUAACACCCACUGCUGCUACUCUGAUUUCUGCAACAAGAUUGAUUUGAUGGUUCCCAGCGGACACCUGAAGGACAACGAGCCCCCAUCGAGCUGGGGCCCAGUGGAGCUGGUGGCAGUGAUUGCCGGGCCCGUCUUCCUCGUCUUCGUCGUCGUCAUCAUCGUUGUCUUCGUGUUUCAUCACCACCAGCGCGUCUAUCACAACCGGCAGCGGCUGGACAUGGAGGACCCCUCUUGUGAAAUGUGCCUGUCGAAGGACAAGACGCUGCAAGAUCUCGUCUACGAUCUCUCCACCUCUGGCUCUGGCUCAGGUUUGCCACUUUUUGUCCAGCGGACCGUGGCUCGGACGAUCGUCCUGCAGGAGAUCAUUGGGAAAGGCCGCUUUGGGGAGGUGUGGCGCGGCCGAUGGCGCGGAGGUGACGUGGCUGUGAAGAUCUUCUCUUCCCGUGAGGAACGCUCCUGGUUCAGGGAAGCAGAAAUCUACCAGACCGUUAUGCUGCGGCACGAGAACAUCCUGGGCUUCAUUGCUGCAGACAACAAAGACAACGGAACGUGGACGCAGCUGUGGCUCGUCUCCGAUUACCACGAGCACGGAUCUCUCUUCGACUACCUGAACCGCUACACGGUGACCAUAGAGGGGAUGAUCAAACUCGCUCUGUCUGCUGCCAGCGGGCUGGCCCACCUGCACAUGGAGAUCGUGGGAACUCAAGGAAAGCCUGGGAUCGCUCACAGAGACCUGAAAUCCAAGAACAUCUUGGUGAAGAAGAAUGGCACGUGUGCCAUCGCCGACCUGGGGCUCGCCGUGCGCCACGAUUCCGUCACAGACACCAUCGACAUCGCCCCGAACCAAAGGGUCGGAACCAAACGGUACGGGAGCACCGGUUCUGGGUCCUGAACCUUCCUGCUGUCU